Molecule: messenger RNA, 1087 nt
Organism: Ostrea edulis (European flat oyster)
Lineage: Eukaryota; Metazoa; Mollusca; Bivalvia; Ostreida; Ostreidae
Product: dopamine receptor 2-like
Exons: 1
Coding region: 51-1019 (322 amino acids)
Biological process (GO): adenylate cyclase-activating adrenergic receptor signaling pathway
Cellular component (GO): membrane
Molecular function (GO): G protein-coupled receptor activity
Source: RefSeq, a predicted model, not a curated record
AAUUUGCACCGGCAUAACAGCACUGAGAUACAAACAGCUUCUCCGCCACAAUGGAUUAUAGCAGCGUAAAUAGCUCCCAAGCAAACUGUAGUUAUGAAGAGGCGAUUAUGCCGAGUGAUUUUAGGAGAAUUUUGUGUUUGAUUGCAUUGUUUUCCGUGGUAGUCGUAACAAUGUUUGGAAAUGUUUUCUUAAUUUCCAGAAUUGUCCAAAGAGGGCAGUUUGAAAGAAAAAUUAACGUGUUCGUCAUUUCGCUGGCUGUAGCAGAUUUUUGUGUGGGAGUUAGUGUCAUGCCAUCUUCAAUUAUCCAUAACUUCACCGACGAUUCAUUCUUUCGAAAAACUUUGUUUGUAAAAGCAUUUUUCGCUAUGGACAUAAUAUUUACAACAUCUUCAAUUUUGCAUUUCACGUGUAUCAACAUUGACCGAUUUGUGGCAGUGAGUUAUCCUUUGAAAUAUUUCCAAAUGAUGAACAGAAAGUUGACAACAGUCAUGAUAGUGCUUGGCUGGUCUAUAGCAUGUUCAAUUUCCGCGACAAUUGUUUUCUUAUCUGACAAAGGAGAUGCUUGUAGUCCGCAUUACACUUUUAGUGUGCAGGGAACAGCGACUGUCGUUGGUUCAGUUUUUGUGUUUUACAUCCCACUAGCGUUAAAUAUUUGUGCUAGCAUCAACAUUUACCUCAAAGUUCACAGAAGAGCCCAAGAAUUGUGUCACGUGAUGCCUAACGAAUCUACUGUUCUCCAACGGAACCAGCAGAGAAUGGAAUCACGCGUGAUACGGACUAUAGUCAUUCUACAGGGGUGUUUUGUGCUGUGUUUUACUCCGUUUUUCUUGCUUCUCGUGUUAAAGAAUAUACAUGCACUAGGUUUGGAGCCCUCACGGACCUCGUUAUUAGUUGUCACGUGGAUUGGUUACAUCAAUUCCACUAUAAAUCCUUAUCUCUACUACUUCAUGAAUAAUCGAUUGAAGAAACCCGCUCAAGAGAAUCUUAAAACUGUUUCUACUGAGGCUGUCCACCUUUAAUUCUAAUAGAUUUAAAAGACUUCCCACAUCAUUAAAUUCAUAUCUUAUUAAAGUUUUUAAACAAUAAA